Molecule: messenger RNA, 408 nt
Organism: Fusarium mangiferae
Lineage: Eukaryota; Fungi; Ascomycota; Sordariomycetes; Hypocreales; Nectriaceae
Exons: 2
Coding region: 1-408 (135 amino acids)
Source: RefSeq, a predicted model, not a curated record
AUGCCCACAGCCACUUCCGCACCUGAGGAACCCAAGGCGCCUGAGUCUCGACCCAUGAGCCGUCUUGAAAUAGGCCUCAUCGUGGGAGUCAGUGCUCUCUUCAUCACCUUGAUCUUUUUCAUCUUUCUCAUCCGAGCCCUGGACCAACGCCGUCGCAAAAAGCUGCUGAGGAGAAUGGCCGAGGAUGCCAGAAACCGUACUCCCGAAGAGGAGAUGUUGCGCCGCCGGCUGGCAUGGCUUCAAGUUGAGCGCAUCAUGCAAAGCCUGCGCUGCGUAUGGGUGGAUAAAGACAACAACGCAACCGACUCACCCCCCGAAGCCGUUGAAUUUCACCGGCGCAAGGGCCGUAUCCCGUGCCAGAAGCCGCACAUGCCGCAGUCGGAGCCACUGUCCAAGGAAGCGAACUAG